AACAUAUAAAGCACUCGGCUUUCUGUCUCAAUUCCCGUACGCCAUCGAUCAAUCAUGUAUAGAUUCAUCUCUUCCCGCUCCAAAUUCCUUUCAUCGAAAUCUUCUGUCUCCACCGUCUCCCUUUGUAAUCAUCUCUCCAAUUCAACUAACUCGGCAGAUAAUAAAUCUCAGUCCAAUCCAUCUACAUCUCUUCCAAAACUCUCUGGUUCCUCAUAUCAAACGCAAAAUCUGAAUGGAUCUCCCUACUUUCGCCGUUUUAAUCAAAAUUUAAGUUUUUUAGCCUCUAAAAGUGGUUGUAACUGGUUUCCCUCUUCUGGGUACUUGCCAAACUGUGGGAUUUCUGAUGGAAAUCGAAGUAUUAUUAGAUGUUUUAGCGUUGAACCGGAGCGAGAGUCUAUAGAGUACGAUGUUGUGAUUGUUGGAGCGGGGCCGGCGGGUUUAUCUGCUGCAAUAAGAUUGAAGCAAUUGUGCCAAGAAAAGGGUGCGGAUUUAUCGGUCUGUGUAGUUGAGAAAGGCGCUGAAGUGGGUGCCCACAUCAUAUCUGGCAAUGUGUUUGAGCCCCGGGCGCUAGACGAGCUUCUCCCACAGUGGAAACAGGAACAGGCACCAAUCAGUGUACCUGCUUCUUCAGACAAAUUUUGGUUUCUUACAAAGGAUCGUGCCUAUUCGCUUCCGAGUCCUUUUGAUAACCGGGGGAACUAUGUUAUAAGUUUGAGUCAAUUAGUGCGAUGGAUGGGGGUGAAAGCUGAAGAAUUUGGAGUGGAGAUAUAUCCAGGUUUUGCUGCGAGUGAGAUACUAUAUGGUGCGAACAACAGUGUCAUUGGGAUUGGAACUAAUGAUAUGGGAAUUGCCAAAGAUGGUUCUAAGAAGGAGAAUUUUCAGCGUGGUGUAGAAUUAAAAGGUCGGUUAACGCUUUUUGCUGAAGGUUGUCGAGGAUCACUGUCAGAGAAAAUAAUUAAAAAAUACCAAUUGAGAGAGAAGGUGAAUGCUCAACAUCAGACUUACGCUUUGGGAAUUAAGGAGGUUUGGGAAAUUGAUGAGAGCAAGCAUAAUCCUGGUGCAAUUCUUCACACAUUAGGUUGGCCCUUGGAUAAGAAAACAUAUGGAGGAUCAUUUCUAUAUCACAUGAAAGACAGGCAGGUUUCAAUAGGCCUAGUGGUUGCUUUGAAUUAUAGGAAUCCUUACUUAAGCCCAUAUGAGGAAUUCCAGAAACUUAAGCAUCAUCCUGCCAUCAAACCAAUUCUGGAAGGUGGAACUGUCAUCCAGUAUGGGGCUCGCACUUUAAAUGAAGGAGGUAUCCAGUCUAUUCCAUAUCCAGUUUUCCCGGGAGGAGCAAUUAUUGGAUGUUCGGCUGGCUUCAUAAAUGUACCAAAAAUAAAGGGAACACAUACUGCUAUGAAAUCAGGAAUGCUAGCAGCAGAAGCUGCAUUUGGUGCUCUUCAUGAAGGCUCAAAUUUGGAAUUGUACUGGGAAACUCUAAGGAAUUCUUGGAUAUGGGAAGAGCUCUACAAAGCUCGGAACUAUCGACCUGCAUUUGAGCAUGGACUUAUUCCUGGAAUGGCUAUAAGUGCAUUAGAACACUACAUACUGAAAGGAAAGUCCCCCUUCACACUGAAACAUGGGAAACCUGAUCAUGAAGCAACAGAUGUUGCACAAUUACACUCUCCAAUUGAAUAUCCAAAACCAGAUGGGGUUUUUUCUUUUGAUGUACCAACCUCUUUGCACAGGAGCAACACAAAUCAUGAACACGAUCAACCAGCUCAUCUUCGUUUGAGGGACCCUAAAAUUCCUGAGCUAGUGAAUUUGCCAGAAUAUGCUGGACCAGAGUCACGAUAUUGUCCUGCUCGUGUAUACGAGUAUGUCCCAAAUGAAAAGAGCCAACUGAAGUUACAGAUCAAUGCUCAGAAUUGCCUACACUGCAAGGCAUGUGACAUCAAGGAUCCAAAGCAAAACAUUGAGUGGACGGUACCUGAAGGAGGAGGUGGCCCAGGCUACUCAGUCAUGUAGAUUUAGUGCUUACCAUUGCUGCAAAUGAUUAUAUUUAAUGCAUAAGACUUUAAUAGAUACAAUUAUAUCUCAAAAAUAAAUGCAACAUGAAUAUGUCUCAGCAAUUUUUUACAAAUUGAAAUCAAUUCAAAGUGGCAUUGCAUCAGCCAUAUUGAAUA
Molecule: messenger RNA, 2165 nt
Organism: Hevea brasiliensis (rubber tree)
Lineage: Eukaryota; Viridiplantae; Streptophyta; Magnoliopsida; Malpighiales; Euphorbiaceae
Product: electron transfer flavoprotein-ubiquinone oxidoreductase, mitochondrial
Exons: 18
Coding region: 55-2007 (650 amino acids)
Biological process (GO): electron transport chain
Cellular component (GO): mitochondrial inner membrane
Molecular function (GO): iron-sulfur cluster binding; electron-transferring-flavoprotein dehydrogenase activity
Source: RefSeq, a predicted model, not a curated record